Molecule: messenger RNA, 945 nt
Organism: Enterobius vermicularis (human pinworm)
Lineage: Eukaryota; Metazoa; Nematoda; Chromadorea; Rhabditida; Oxyuridae
Source: the annotation of a GenBank genome assembly
AUGUUAAUUUCAAUUAUGAGUAGUGCGGGUUUACCGGUUUUUGGUUUUUUUGACCAGAGUACUUGCAUGGAUUUGAUUGUCUCAAUUCCUUGGUGGAUUGUCCUACGGCAUACUUGUGCCUUUUUAAUUUAUGGGCUAGCAGCUGCCCAGUGGCCUCAAAUGAAACAUGAAGAAAUUGCUUUUCGUUACUGUGAUAAAGAUUCAGCGAUGGUAGUAUUUACCUUAAUUUUCUGGUGUGCGAUUUUGUUUCAUUAUACCAUAUCUGCUGGCAGAGUUGAAAUUGAUUGGAACAGGGGAUUGUUCAAAGCUCGUGGAUGGUUGGUUAAGCGAACUCGCCGUAGUCAUCGAGCACUUCUUACACUGUCGUUAGCUAUUUCGUCUGCUGUUAUGCUGCAAGUAUGCAUUUUGCAUAGAAGGCUUCUUCGGGAAGUAGGAGCCGCACCAAAAGCUGAUCAGCCAUUCCUAAGGCUUGAGUUGAUUUUGCUGAAAGCUGACGUGAUACUUUCUUCACUGUUUGGUAUUUACAUAGCCGUAAGGCUUUGCUUGGAGCCCAACGAUGUGUUUAAAGAACACCGAAAUCAAGGAGGAAUACCACGUGACUUGGAAAACGUUGAAAUUCUCCCUGCUGCUGAUUUGAGUACAGGUCCCAUUGCAGAGACAUCGAAUAGUGAGGGAGUUAGCGAGCGCGUUGAACAUAUCUGUACAAACAUAGAUGCUUUGUCAGAGUGUAAUAUAUGUACCCAGAAACUAGCGAAUUGUUAUUUGAGUUGUGGUCAUGCGAUAUGUUGCUGUUGUGUUGCCAGAUUGUUAGUCUCUCAGGAGACUUCACUUCAUUGUCCAUACUGCCGCCAGUUAAGUACUGUCGUCAAACAACUUAAAGUAUCUUAUAUUGAGGGUGCUGAGAUAGUUGAAACUUCUCCUUGCAUGCAGAAUGAAAUUUUAUGA